Molecule: messenger RNA, 3259 nt
Organism: Sinocyclocheilus rhinocerous
Lineage: Eukaryota; Metazoa; Chordata; Actinopteri; Cypriniformes; Cyprinidae
Product: gamma-adducin-like
Exons: 15
Coding region: 302-2338 (678 amino acids)
Biological process (GO): barbed-end actin filament capping
Cellular component (GO): plasma membrane; cytoskeleton; postsynaptic density
Molecular function (GO): actin filament binding
Source: RefSeq, a predicted model, not a curated record
GUCACGUGACCGCUUCAGUUUCUCUCACUACUGAAGCAGAUCCUCGCAAACACACACUACAACCGAAAAUCCCCCUUUUAUGAGGCAAGAGGAGUGUCGCUGUGUGAGAGCAGCGUUUUGCGCUUUACUGAGUGGAAUUGGGGUCUGUUUGUGGAGUUCGGGGGCUGUUUUUGUCGUGUUUAAUCCUCUGAGGUAAUCUGGGAUUCUUGAGGCGGGAAUGAGAGAGAUGCGCUCGAGCGCUCACUGGAUUUUCACUCUGUGAGGAGCAAACAGGUGAAGACAGCAGGAAAAUUCAGUAGAGAUGAGUGGCGAUUCGAGACAGGGGGUGGUGACGACCCCUCCGGCCCCCAGCGUGGGGAAAAGGGAGGGCUACUUCGACCGCAUCAACGAAAACGACCCUGAAUACCUGCGUGCACGCAACAUGUCACCAGAUCUGCGACAAGACUUCAACAUGAUGGAGCAGAAGAAAAGGGUCACGCAGAUACUACAGAGUCCAGCAUUUAGGGAUGAGCUAGAGGGACUGAUCCAGGAACAGAUGAACAAGGGGAACGACCCCACAGGACUGCUCGCUUUGCAGCAGAUCGCAGACUUCUUCAUGGCCAGCUCCGUAGCCGGCUUCUCCACCUCCCCCCUCAGUUUGGGCAUGGUGACCCCAAUAAACGACAUGUUCAGCAUGGAGUCCAGUACUAUGGUGAAGGGAGAGAAACAGAUCCGCUGCAAACUGGCCAGCCUCUACAGACUAGUGGACCUGUUCAGUUGGGCCCACUUCACAAGCUGUUACGUUACAGUUCGUGUCAGUAAGGAGCAGGAUCAUAUCCUCAUCAUCCCCAGAGGACUGUCCUUCGCUGAGGCCUCUGCGUCCAAUCUGGUGAAGGUGAAUAUUCUCGGUGACGUGAUCGAUCAGGGCUCCACCAACCUGCAGAUCGACCCGGCUGGCUUCAGCCCUCACGCUGCCAUCUACUCCGUGAGACCUGAUGUGCGCUGCGUCAUUCACAUAAGCACACCAGCCACUGCUGCCGUGUCGUCUAUGAAGUGCGGCCUUCUGCCCAUCUCUCAGGAGGCUCUGAUCCUGGGUGACAUUGCCUAUUACAACUACCAAGGCAGUCUGGACGAGCAAGAGGAGCGCAUAGAGCUGCAGAAAGCCCUCGGACCAUCAGCGAAGGUGUUGGUUUUAAGGAAUCAUGGGGUUGUAGCUCUCGGAGAGACCAUUGAAGAGGCCUUUCACUACAUUUACAACGCUCAGUUUGCCUGUGAAAUACAGGUGAAUGCGUUCUCGUGCGCUGGAGGAGUGGAGAACCUGAUCGUCUUGGAUCUGGAGAAGUACAGAUCUCGGACGCAGGGGGUGGCAGAAGCCGGGGUCAACAUGGGCUCUCAGCACAAGUGGAGGCUGGGAGAGCUGGAGUUCGAGUCGCUCAUGAGAAUGCUGGACAACCUGGGUUACAGGACAGGCUACACGUACCGGCACCCCAUUGUGCGGGAGAAGCCGCGGCACAAGAGCGAAGUGGAGAUUCCUGCGACAGUGACGGCGUUCAUGUUCGACGACGACGACGCUCCACGCUUCCCUCUGAAGUUACUGCAGCAACGACAGCAGAGAGAGAAAACACGCUGGCUCAAUUCACCCAACUGCUACAUGAAGGUGAACGUGUCGGACGGGGCGAGCGAGGAGAACGGACGCACCAAGACCAUGUGGAUGAAGUCUGAUGAUGGUGGAAACACCAGCGGGACUCCGAUCCGCAUUGAAGAUCCCAACCAGUUUGUUCCUCUGAACACAAACCCCAGUGACGUUCUGGAGAGGAGAAAUAAGAUUCGUGAGCAGAACCGCUUUGACAUGAUGACAGCAGGGCCGCAGUCACAGCGGCUGGCAGGGAUUGUGGUGGAAAGACCGCCGCCGUACAUGGGCGAUGACGAGGAGCAGACGGGACCACUUCCUCCAAACCCCUUCAGCGAGCUGAGCGAGAAAGUGCUGCAGGACUACCAGAAACGAGCAGAACGGCAGCAGCUCGGAGUAGACGAUGAAGAGCAGCUCACGUCAGACGACGCUUCCACACUCUCUCAGUCAGUGUCUCCACAAAACACUCCCGCUAAAGAAGAGAACCACAGCGGCGUGAUGCUGAACGGUAAAGACCAGCACUGCGACGAGGACGAGCUGAUCAAGCGCGUGAGCCAGCUGACCACCAGCGUGGAAAGCGUCGAGAUCAGCGUGCGCUCGGGAGAGAAGAUCGAAGAGGCUCUGACGCCCGAGAGCUCGCCCUCCAAAUCACCCAACAAGAAGAAGAAGAAGUUCAGAACCCCGUCCUUCCUGAAGAAGAACAAAAAGAAAGAGAAAGUGGAAGCCUAGAGGACGAAGAGCAUCCACGCCUGUCGCUUUGUCCGUCUUUGUUUGUCGUUUUACGUUUCUAAGUUUGGAGCAACAUCCGUUUUUAAAAAACGUGCCAUGAUUAUGAGUUUUAUACAGGAGGAGAAGCGAGGGAAACUCCUGGGAAACUGGCUUCUCUCACCUGAUAGACUGAAAGUGUUCUGAGUUUGUCUCGUUGAUGAGCCCAUACUGCAUUAUUUUUUUCAUACUGUAUGUUUAUUAGAUUCUCACACAGAUCUUUUAUGAGCCCCUUUUCUAUCCGUCGUCUCUCAUGGUGUCAGUUCUGCUUGCGUCGUUUCUCCAGCUGUAGGUGGAAUUGGUCACACUACACAGGAAACGCUUAAAGAAUCACACUGGAAACCGUUCAGGGGUUAUUUUAACAGGGUCCUGUGUAGAGUCACUCCAGUCUCCUCUCCGUUCCGUACGAAAACAUUUUAACAGCUACAAAAAGCAGAGCGGUCACGUUUUAGUGAACAUCAACUCUUCAUCUCUUAUGAAAUAUUUUAGCUUUUUUUUAAUCCGUUCAGUUUUGUACACGUUUCUAUACUUUAACAACGAAAAAAAAAAAAAUGAAGCAUGUUUUGCUAGUCUGAAUUUCUAUGGCUGAUAAUGUAGUGGUGCAAUCGUGUAAUAGCUCAGAUUACUAAACACAUGUAACGGAAAUAUAUGAAAACUGGAGUGAUGAGAUAUACAUGUAUAAAAUAUAAUAUUUUUGUGCUGCACUUUUUAAUGUGGUAUACAACAUAACAAAAAAAAAACAUCUAUGGAUGAAGAUCUAAAGCGAAAGAGGCGCGAAACGAAAACAUGAGAAAUGUUUUAGCAUCUUGAAAAAGGGUGGAGAAGGGAAACUUGUUAACGUGUAAGGAAAAAAUAUAUAUUUGUAAACUGUAUUUUUGAAAAAAA